Astrephomene gubernaculifera is the source of this 4907-nucleotide messenger RNA. The record is from the annotation of a GenBank genome assembly. Lineage: Eukaryota; Viridiplantae; Chlorophyta; Chlorophyceae; Chlamydomonadales; Astrephomenaceae.
CAUUCAUACACACCUGACCCGAAAAGCCACACUUACGAUGCCUGUGAUCCCGCUUGCACAAUGACUUAAUAUGCAAGCUGCAUAUGGCGCACUGGAUAAAACAAUCGGCCGGCCAUCUACCACGCGGCGUGCAUUUACUCGCACCUUGUUAAGUCGUAUUACCAACUAAGACGCUGGAGCACAAAGCAUUCAGUAAAAUUCCAGAUAUUCUAGUCUUCCUGGUCUCACAAGAGGGGUGUCUGCUGUCAUUUCCUCAACAUGGUCUUGCCUCGGAAGCGUGCUCGUCUUGCUUUGGGUCAAGCCUUACAUUGUUAAUAGUAUUUAUAAGAAGUCGUCCAUCUGUACUCAACCCUUGCUGAAGUCUAUGUUCAGUUGAAACUUGGACCAGCCGGGGCCUAACUGCCGUCACCUCCUAAGAGUGUCAGUACCAAAAGCAACUGUGGCGUCAGCGGCGGCCCUAACUCCAUUAAAUCGGAGCAACUCGGUAGCAGCAGCAGCAGUAGCAGCAGUAGCAAAAACAGCAGAAGGCGCACGCAACCAUGUUCUACGCGGCUCAGCUUGUGUCACGAGAUGGCCCCCUGCAGGUGCUCUGGAUCGCCGCGACGCUGGAUCGACAACUGAAUCGGCAGUUGGUUGAUGGUACGGCAAUUCCCCGAAUGGUCGAGGUCUACUUGGCUCCAGAUGCACCAGGCGGGAUCUUCUCAUCCGGACCGACCCACGGGUCAGCAGCAGCCGGUCGUCAAAAGGGCGGGCGAAAGGACGGCCAGGAUGGCGGCGGGGGUGGCACCCCUCUCGCGCUGCGUCUGAGCGGUCAGCUGCUGCUGGGGGUGUGUCGCAUCUACGCGAGGAAGGUCGGCUACCUGCUGCAGGACUGUGAGCGGGCGCUGCUGCUGCUGAAGCACGUGUGUCCUGAUGAGGCAACAGCGCUGGCGUCGCUGUACGGCAGCGGCGAAGGAGGAGGAGAGUUCACUGAGGGCGGCGAGAAUGCGUCGGUUCGGCGGGAAAACUCCAGUCGUACCGAAGGCGCCGCCGCCGCCGUCGACGCCAAUGCUGCCGACGGCGACACCAUCAGUCGCCGCGGCCGUCGCCGUCGUACGGCGCUCGGCGGCGGCGCCGCCGCCAGCGUCAUUGGCGUCGGCGUCGUCGCCAUUGGCCCCGACGGCGAACCUUCCAUGCUUCCAUACGACGAGGAAGAAAUCUUGUUGGCUGCGGGCGCUGCUGCCACUGCAUCUCAAGGAGCGGGGGUGCUACAACACACCUCUAGAGGAGCAGCAGCAGCUGCCGCAGUGUCAGCAAUGACGUCAAUGUGGGGGGCGGGUGGUGGUGAUGAUAACGACGGCGCUGGGGAUUUUGAUCCGCUGAUGGCGCCGUCGCAGCAAGCGCGAGGAGGGGGAGCGGCUUCCAUCGUCGCGGGGGGUGCAGAGGCGGCGGCGGCGGUUGAUGACGGUUACGAUGACGACCGACACGCCUGUUUUGAAGAUGAGGUUCCGGAGCAUUUCGAGUUCGAUCUGGACGAGCAUGAAAUCGAGGCCCUGCGGCAAGAACCGCAAUCAACGACAGCAGCAGCGGCGGCGGCUGAGCCGUCCAGCCCAGGCAGCUCUGAGGUUGAGGCCGCGUCUGGAGGACAAGGAGAUCAGCUAGAGGAGCAGCAGCAUGAGGAGGGGGAGAUGGGAACGGCGGAAGAGGAGGAGGAGGAUGGCUGGGAGGACGCCAGGGAGGGCCUUGAUGAGGCGGAAGAGGCGGUCACAGCGGCAGCAGCUGCUCUGGAGGAGGAGGUGGACGGAAGGCAUGGGGAGGAGGCUGAGAAGGCAUCGGAAGGGGAGGAGAUGGCAGCGGCGGCAGUGGAGGUGGUAGACAGGGAUGAGCUUGAGGAUGGCGAUGGCUGCGGCGGAGGUGGAAGUAUGGAGGAAAAGGACUGCCGUGCAUCCGUUUUAAAAUCCCGUCAGGACAACGGCGGGGACGGAGGCGACGGUGAGGAAGCGGCAGCGGCAGCGGCGGGUGCGUCGCCGGCGGCGACGGUAGAAACAGAGCCGUACGACCAUGAUGCUCCGCCAACGCAGCCGACGGCGGAGGCGGCGGAGGCGGCAGCGGAGGGGGGACGUACGACAACGGCAACAUCUGCCUCAGAAGCGCAUCACGCCGCUGCAGCCGAUGCUGCAGCUGCUGUUGCUUCUAGUGGCGGCAGCGGCAGCGGUGCGGCCGCUGUCACAGCCGACGCAGCCGAUGUAAGUCCCAGGACGCCGCCUCCGCCGGCUGCACCUGUCGCCUCCGCCGGUCCUGCCGCCGCUACUGUCGCUAACGGAGGCGAAGAAUGUCGUACCCCGGCGACGCCGCCAACGACUCCCGCCAGCGGCAGCCGCCGCCGUCGCUCCGCUGCGGCCGCCGCCAACGGUCUUGGUACGACAGUACAGCUUGAUGUGGACCGAGAUGGACGGAGUCGUACGACACUGCCCUCAAAUGUUGUACGGGAGUUACUUCAGGACCGUUCACCCUUAAUCGACCAGCAUCGCCGUAACGCCUUCCGCCGCCGCUGCUCCAUUGCCCCCGCAACCCCCCCGCGUCACCACCACUAUAGCCCCGCCACCGCCGCCGCCGCCAACGACGGCGGCAGCAGCGGCACCGGCAAUGGCAGCCCCUGGCUUGUUACAUGGGCCGUUAUGACGCGCCCUAGCACAUCCUUCCUCACGUCAACCGCCGCCGCCGCUACUACCACUGCAAAGGCUUCCCCGCGCAGCCGUGCAGCUCGCGGGGGCGGCGGUGACAGCAGCGGCGCCGGCGCCGGCCUGUCGCCGAUGGCGGCGCCGACGCCACUGGACGUCGCCGUCGGGCCGGCGACGAUGCCGGGAGCCGUACUGGCGGCGCCGCUGCAGGAGGUUUUCCGUUUCCUGGCGACGCCGACGGCGGCGAAGGAUCGCCAACGCAUUGACGGUGCUGGCGGCGCUGGCGGCGCCGCUGCAGGCGGCAGCGGCAGCGGCGGCGGAUCUGCGGCUAAGCGUGCUCGUACGAACAGCAUGAUUUCCGACCGAGGCGUCGGGACAGCAGCGGCGGCGACGGCGUCCCAUGGGUCGGUGCGGUCUGCUGCUGCGGCUGCUACUGCUGGUGGAGUCGGUGAUGGCAAUGACGGCAAUGGAGUCGCUAACGACGAUACUGCCGUACAUGACCUAGAUCCUGCAGCGUUUGCUGCAGAUGCUAUUGCAGCUGGUGCUGUUGAGGACGGUCAGGGGCAUGAUGAUGUGACGCGGUCGCAGUUAGCGCCCGAGGAUACGCAACAGCCCGGCGAGCAGGAGCAGUACCAGCUGGAACAACACGGGAAGGAAAACGAUGGUGACGAGGAGCACGAGAGGUGGCAGCAGCAGCAGGAGCAGGAGCAGGAGGAGGUGUUGGUCACGGAGUCUGAGACCACUCGGGCGGCGACCGGCUUGGAGAACAAUGGAGAAGAGGAGGAAGACGCGCUAGAGGGCAUGGAGGAGGGGGGUGGGGUGGCGGGUGGUGACAGUGGUCGCCAUGGCGCCUCGGACGGCUUCACCUCGCGCACGCGAGCGCUGCUGAGGAGGCUGCAGGUCAUGCUGGCUACGAGCAGCGGCUCCGGUCAGGGCGGUUCAAGCACUGCGGCUGCGGCUGCUGGUGCGAAGCCAGCUGCUAAGCGACGAAGGCUAGUAGGGUCAGCAGCAGCAGAGGAGGAGGGGACAGCUGAGGACGCGCAAGAGGAGGAGGUCGUCACAACGGUAACGGAGCUGCUGCUACAAAUCGCCCGGCACCACCACAUGCCUAAGCAGCAGCAGCCACACCAAUCUAACCAGCCCAUAUUCGGGAGCUCGCAGCAGCAGGAACAGCAGCAGCAGCAGCAGCAGCAAGCGCUGCUGCGCUCCCGCGUCAGCCGCAUCACAGCAGCCCGCACCUUUUAUGAUCUCCUGGUCCUCAGCAACCGCGGAUACGUGUCCCUGGAAGCAACCAAGAACCAUGGGGCGGUGGCGACCCAUGGGUCACCUACACCACCAUCAUCAUCAUUAAACGCGGUCGCAGCGGCUGGUGAGCUGGUGGUGAAGGCACGCGAGCGGUUGGUGAUGGUUUCCGAAGUCAGCGUGAUGAGUGGAGAAGCCCGGUGACGAUGCCACGCCAGAGAUAGGUAUUGGGGUGGAUAAAACUCGCUGUGAAGCCCGGUUGUUAUUGCCUUGCUGCGAAGGAGUGCGAAGGGCGGUGCGGUGAACAAACUCUAGCUGUGGGAGAACAUCCUGUGUGAAGAAAUAAUCAUGUACAGGUAUGCUCCCUGACUUUCUACUAGCGUGGACAUUCACAUUGUGCUGCGGAGUUGGUGACAUUCUGACAAACCUCCUUGGCAGUUGCAGUGAUUCGGUUGAAAGUUGUACGACAUGUACAAGGGUACACCCACCGUUGCAUCAAGUUAUUGUCGUUAUCAUUGUUGUAGAAGUGCGGUUGUCGACAAUUGUAGUCAAACGCCAAGUUGAGUAACCCGUUGCGUGAAGUUAUACUACCCGGCGUCUAGGACGGCUGGGGGAUGGACGCUACGAAAGUGAGCAUGACGUACACACUAUAAUUAAUACCGGUAAACAUAUCGAUGAGGCGCGCGACAUGAGGCAUGUGCCACGUUGGACGGUCCGCGGGUUGGAGGUGUGGCCCUAUCGCCUCUCCUGAUGAAAAGGCCCCUAAAUAACAGAGGAGCCUCGGGUUGCUUGCCUGAUAAGGUUGGGACUCCAUCUGGCCUCCAGCGAGUGUUGACAGUUGAGGUACGUCAGAUGCCGCAUAAUGGCGUAAGGCACAGUGUAAUGGCGUAAGGCACAGUAAGGCACAGUGCGUGAGCCUUGCUGGGUAGGUCUUCAGACUGUUGUAUCGGUUCUCAGGCCCAGGCUGCCUUUGUAAACAUACAAAGGUGACAGCCGUAACAAGGA